ACCGUGGAGUCGGUUCGGUUUAUCACCACAUGAAUUAAAGGUGGGCAUUGGAGUGGACGGCCUUCUGGUCGAGCGCCACCCCCAUCCAGAUCCUGUAUUGUGCAUUCGUCGCUUCUACACAUCGACUACACAUCGGACGACUCCAAGGAAUUCGGAUCACGUUGACAACAGAGUCCCAACUCUCGGCCGUGUAUGCGCCACGGAGUUUUCUGGCAGUGUCCGUGGCGGUGCGGCUAUGUCCGAGCCUCAUAUACAGGCGAUUCCUCACACUUCCCAUGCAUCCAUGCCUUCAAGAACACAGGCGACAUCAUAUGAGGACUAUGGUCCUUCCGAUGCUAUUAAUAAAACGUCCCUAACCCCACCACGGACCGCCAGUGCAUCCGGACUCUCCUCCGACACCUCCACUUUUGUUCACGAGCUUUCGAAGUCGACCAGAAACGAAUUCAGUGCGAGCUUGUCGUCUCCUAAACGAAAAGCGUCCAUCAUGAGUGGACAUUCGCACCCCGAGACCUCCAAGUCUGGGAGGCACCCGCGGCAUGCCCUAGGUGAAAUCAGCUAUACCCGCACUGGCCGCAUUAGCAGAGCAAAGAAAGGCUUGCAAGGUGCUCACAAUUGUAGUUGUGGGAAGACGUACUCGAGAGCAGAACAUCUUAGGCGGCACCAGCAAAACCAUGGAUCUACUACCCCAUGCAAGCACAGUUGUGGGAAGACUUUCCACCGACAGGACCUGUUGCAGCGACAUGAAGAGAAGUGUCCUGCGAAGUCUCGGCAGGGUUCAGAUGCAAGCUGGCACUUCCCGGCCUCAUCGUCUUCUGCCACGGUGACGAUGCCAGUUGCAAGAUCCCCAACAUUUGCUUCCGCGGCAUUCCUUGACCCUCUUGCGGCUACUGCAUUCGGCGGCGCCUCUACGUCAAUGGCUGCUCCAAGCAUCUCCAUUCCGGGCACUCCUCUUCCGGAGGUAUCUUUAGCCCCGUCAGUCUGCAUCUCGGUUGAGAACCCCCCGCCACUCGGAGGAGAAUCUCUUCUAGGGGGCUGGAACUGGAACUAUACUCUCCCAUACGGAAACGACUCUUACGCUCCGAACCUUUCUAGCAAUCCCUCCUCAUGCGCAGCCUCCAUGAUAGAGCCGUGGCAGUCUAACUAUCCAUCGGCAAGUAUGUCACCUGUCUCUAUAACCUCGGGGCAAGAACAAGUCUGGAAUUCGACCGAGGGGUCUGCCUACAUUCCAUCUAGCAGCGUAUCGCCUGCUCCAUCCGUAGUCACCUUUCCCACCACACUCCCAAUGGACUUCCCAACACCAUCGGCCAAGAGCCCUCAAUUCACACCCGAUCCAUUGUCGUGGAGCGGGAGCAUGACGCACGCAUCGCCUCAACACCAACAUCGACAGCUUCCUAUGGUCUUUCCAUCCCCAGUUUUCAGUCCUUCACCGUCCCUCCGUCCCUCCUCCCAAUUCUCACCCGCUUUACCCGUUGCUGCUUGGAGCUAUGAUGGCAAUCGGCGCGGAGAUGGUUGGGACACCGGCCGCGCUUCACGACGCCCGAGCUAUGCAUAAUUGGUGCUCCUCGGAAGUGUUGAAGCUCGGAUGUGACCAGGAUGCACUUACCGCAACACUUGAAAACUUCAAAUGCGAACCAGCGGCUGGGAUUGCGAACCAUCUGGGCUCGGAGGGCUGGCUGGAGUUCGUCC
Molecule: messenger RNA, 1686 nt
Organism: Eremomyces bilateralis CBS 781.70
Lineage: Eukaryota; Fungi; Ascomycota; Dothideomycetes; Eremomycetales; Eremomycetaceae
Exons: 7
Coding region: 236-1552 (438 amino acids)
Biological process (GO): regulation of transcription by RNA polymerase II
Cellular component (GO): chromatin
Molecular function (GO): RNA polymerase II cis-regulatory region sequence-specific DNA binding; DNA-binding transcription factor activity, RNA polymerase II-specific
Source: RefSeq, a predicted model, not a curated record